This is a messenger RNA of Camarhynchus parvulus, 309 nucleotides long. Its product is annotated as scale keratin-like. Lineage: Eukaryota; Metazoa; Chordata; Aves; Passeriformes; Thraupidae. Gene Ontology annotation, cellular component: intermediate filament. The transcript has a single exon. Gene Ontology annotation, molecular function: structural constituent of cytoskeleton. Bases 1 to 309 code for a protein of 102 amino acids. The record is from RefSeq and is a predicted model, not a curated record.
AUGUUUUCCUACAGACAGAACUCCAGCUCCCGCUGCCUGGCCCCCUGUGGGAUCUCCUGUCCCCAGCCCUGCGCCGACACCUGGAACCAGCCCUGUGUCACCUCCUGCGGGGACUCCCGGGCCGUCAUCCACCCCCCGCCCGUGGUCAUCACCUUCCCGGGGCCCAUCCUCGCCUCCUGCCCCCAGGAGAGCAUCGUGGGCUCCUCAGCACCCUCAAACUUCCUGGGAUCCGGGAGUUCCUACGGCUCCUACAGCUACGGGAGGUCCUACUCUUCCUACGGAUCCUCUGGGAGCUGCAGACCGUGCUAA